AGUUCAAAGUGCGCAUGCGCGGGAAAUGCAAAACAAAUCUGGAAACAAAUUUUAGAAACUAGCUUUGUAGCUACAGAUCGCACAUGUUAUGAAGACAAAACUGGAUGAAAAACCAAGACUACACGUUUGUAAUUCAAAUGCAUUCGUUUUUGAUGUGUGUCAGCAUUGAUUUUUAAAAGAUUUAAUUUAAAUCUGUAUAUGUAAACAACGAUCUGAUACAAUAGUCUACAGCUGAUGCGAUUUAUAUUUAGCAACAUAAUUUCGGAAUUUAAGAAAACAUUUAAUUAAAGACUGUAAUGAAACAAGAUAAUAUUACUAUCAAUUAUAUCUGAAUAUUAGGAUAAUGCAGUGCAUGCAAAGAAAGUGGAAUGAUCACUACGAUAAUUUGUGGUUGGAGGAGGAUAUUUGUAAAAUAUCAGAUAGAGAGGAUGAGCUUUAUGUAAAACUCUUGGCUAAUAAUGAAUUAAUCGUAAAUGAAGACCAGCCGAUUCCUUUGGCCAUGGGUUCAUCGUUACCCGAAUUUGAUACUGUUAUGGAUCAAAAAAAUAUCGAUGAAUAUAUGAAACAACUGCUGGAUGCUCAAUUGAACUUAUCUAACUAUGUUUGUUGCCAAAGUCCAUUUGCUAGCGGGUUACAUAAACGAUUAGCCAUUCUUCAAAGAGUAUAUACUGCAGUGUCACAUAAGUGCCAUGACUCAAAUAAUUAUGAUGAUGAAUUUAGGAACGAAUUUGAAGGGGAUACUGUUGAAGAAGAAGGCACUAAUGCCCUCAUUGAAUUGGGUGUAAAAACUGCGCUAAGCUUACUCUUUAAUCUUUUGAAAGAAAAUCUAGUAGCAGAUGAAGUUUUAAAGACUGCUUUGGAAGUUACAUUAUCUCUACCGAAGCUUAGUUUAGCAAAUGAUUCCCAUGUUUCUCAAUUAGGUCGUAGCUCACUGGAGCAAGUUUGUAGCUAUUUGAAAAAGAUAGUUUUGGAGGGUCCGCCAGAGAAAUCUACUGUUAAAAUAGCUUGUGAACUUCUCCUCUCCCUCGCUGUACAAAGAGGAAAACUACGUUACAUAUUAGAUUGGCUAUUGCUUGUUAUUUUUGAAAAUCCUACAAAUAUCUCCUGGAAUGUUAUUAAAGCAUUUAUGGAUCAAAUAAACGUUGUCGAAGAAAUUGAUAUACCACAUUUAGAUGUUGAUGGCUGCAUUCCUGCAAAUGUUGGUGGAAAAAUGAUUUUAGAGAGAAUUUCACAAGUCGCUGAAUCAUAUGCUGAGCAAAUAAUCUUAUUUCCUAUUAAGUUAGAUAAAGCAGGACCAUCUGAUGUUUGGACUUGGGGCUCAAGUAUCUCGGAGACGGAUAAAAUCGCUCAAGCAAAGAUAAAUACAACAUUUAAAGGAGCUCUAUUCAUAUCAUCUGGUUAUUCAUGCAUUUAUGCUAUCAGACAAGAUUAUUCAGUAAUAGGCUUAGGAAAAUGGACGUUUGGCUCUCGCACUGUUCCUGCUAAUAUAAAAUUUGAACCAGAAUGUAAAAUUAUAUCAAUAUCUGUGUCUUCAGGAAUUGAUACUCACAUAUUAGCAUUAUCUGAGGAAGGUAGAAUUUUCAGCUGGGGAGAUGGAAAAUAUGGAAAAUUAGGCCAUGGAAAUGAAAAGAACUUAAAACUGCCAAAGAUACUAAAUGGCAUACUUUGCGGUGUUCUUAUGCAACAGAUAUCUACUGGACAAGACCAUUCUGUAGCUCUGACCUCAGAUGGUUGUCUAUAUACUUGGGGAUCAAAUCAAUAUGGUCAAUUAGGCAUAGGCCACGAAACUGUAUCAUGUAAUUCACCUGUAAUGAUAAAAAAUCAUAGAUUUAGUUAUGUAUCCUGUGGAAAAUUUCAUACGGUAGCUAUUUCAAGAGAUGGUAAUGAAUUAUUAUCUUGGGGGUGUGGUGAUGGUGGUAGAUUGGGUAAUGGUGAUACUGCAACUAUCUUUAGUCCCUGCAUUAUUGAUCGGAGUACGGGUUCAAUGGGGAAUAUUAAAAAAAUUGUUUGUGGUGUUGAAACAACAUUGGCUAUACACUCAAAUGGUUCUCUAUACUCUUGGGGAAAUGGACCGUGUCUUGGUCAGUCGGGACCAUUACGUUCUCCUAAACUGAUAGAAGAGUUGAAUUCAGUAAAAAUUAUUGAUAUAGCUCAUGGUUCCAAUCAUGUUUUGGCUUUAACCAAUGAAGGCCAUGUUUAUGCAUGGGGAGCAAAUCUGCAAGGCGAAUGCGGACAAGGUCAUACCCAUGCACCGGUUGUAAGACCGAGAAAAGUUUCGGGUUUAGAUACUGUUAAUGUUACUCGAGUUUCGGCGGGGAAUUCCCACUCGGUUGCCUUGUCAACACCUGUCAAUUUGCAAGAGGAUAUCUGUUUAAAAGUAUCAAAAACAAGACCAUUUUGCAUCGAUGUCCACCCAGAGACCUUUAAUAAGCUUAAAAGCUAUCUAGAAAAGGCUGAAGAAGGGUUAACCUGUGUAAAAUUAUUAAAAGCUCAUUUUAAAUUAGCCAUUGCCGUAAAAUGUUCUUUGGGGCCGAGCAGCGAACAAUUAAGAGAUUUACUAUUUAAUUUACUCGAUAAUGAGCAGAUUUCUUAUGAUAUUCGUGCAGCCGCCAGUUUAGCAUUGUCUUCUGGAUCAAGCUUACUAUUACCUCCCCUAGAGAGGCGUGUACCUCUUCUUGAGCGAGUUUUACCAACGAGUCUAGAAGGUUGGAAAAAUCUCUCAGCUGGUCAGAAAAUGCAGAAUGAAAUGCUUAUGAACAAUCUAAUAAAUGAGAAAAGAGCGGCUAAAGUUGUAUCGUCCUGUUCAUUUAGCGAAAUGCUUGUAAAUCUACUUGAAUUACUCUGCGAACAAACAAAAGAAGUUAUAAAAGGUUUGGAAACUGCAAUUCCAAUAUGCGCUUCCAACUUACUAACAGCAUUAGUAAAGCAUAUUUUAGCUCUUUGUGUUCAUACUGGCGCAAGGCAGGCUGUUCUAAAUGCUUUUCUUAAAAAAUAUUUUAUUAGAAUAUGUACUAUAUUGAAUUUAUCACCUACUUCGGAUAUCUUAUUAGUCUCUCCAGCUGGAAGCCUUCUUGUUGUUGUGAUUCAUUCUCUUUUAUUACUACAAGCGGAUGAUAUCCGGCCAAUUUUAUCUGAGCUACGUAAUUUACUAAUACCCCUAGAUCAAUAUGUUCGAAAGAAUGAAACAGUUGAAUGGUUAUUGCAACUGGAGAGGAGCGUUGCCCUAUUAGUUGGCAGGUGUCUUGGUCAGAUGCUCGUUGGCUCUGUUUUAACUGAAAGCGAGAAUAUAUGCUUUAAUAGCCUAAAUAAGACUUUUUUGUCAGGAGGUUUAAACGAUGAAGUGAUAUCAAUUUCUUUUGAACUAAAUAGAAAAUCGCUAGAGGAGAUGUAUGAAAUUAUUUUAGAUCUCGACAUGAAUGCAGGAGACGUCAAGGAUGAAGAGAGAUUAAAAGAAUCAACAAAGCUAAUAUUGGCCAGCUUGUUAAAGCACAUUAAUCAUAAUAAUUCCAAAAGAAAUUUGGAAAUCUUAUAUUCUGCCGUAUGUCAAACAAGAAGACAUUUAAAACAUUCAGAUGAUGAAGUUUUAAGUAAUGUAAAGAAAAGAGCAAUAUUUCUUUUAAGUAAUGUUUGUUCGCCCGCUUCACAUAAAAGUUACUCAAGCGAAAGUGAGAAAAAUUUACCAUUAUCUGGCAGUUCUUAUCUUCAUCAGACACUUUCAAGCAUGACAACGUCUCAAUAUUUACAGACUGAUAGUGUUAAACAACGUUUCAGUAAAAUAAAGUGGUCCAGUUCAGAAAUAGGUAGUCAGGCUUUAGAAAUUGUUCAAUGGUUAUUAUCAGAUGUUACUAUAGAAACAUUAAAAGUUUGCAUGACUGACCAACAAAAUAGGGCAAACGAGAGAUAUAAUGCUUUAGUGCACGUUCAAAAUCUGUUGAAGGAGCACCUAAUAGAAAGCGUUCAUCUUCAUCUCUUAGCUGGUGUGUUUGGAUUAAGUUGGCAGAUAAAUAAGCAUCAAAAUCAAGAGAAUAACUCCUGGACAAAAUAUAAACAAAGUGGUAUAUCCUUGGCAAACUAUCAGAAAAGAGAUCGCAUUGAAAAAAUAGCGCAAAACAUCUUAAAAGAGCUCGUAAAAAGAGCAUCUACCUGCGUUCCACCUAACUUUGAACAUCAUAAACGUCUGGUAUUGGUCACAGUACUAUCAUUAUCCAUUCAUUACGACGCGGCUGAUAUUGGAGUGGUUAUCGAUGCGAAAUUAUUGAAUAUUUUAAAACCUUUUUUCUUCAAAGAAGCAACAUCUCUUCUGGAUUCUGCUCUGAAUAUCGCAUCUUCCAGAUUAUUUCGAAUAAUUAGCUUAACAGCCAGUCGUUAUUCUGACGAAUUAGGCAAAAGGGAAGAUAGUUACGAUGUGCUAAGAAAGGUCCUGGAUGGCUUGUUUGAACUAGUCACUGAUCUAAGUAAUCGACGAUUUCAAAAUUUAAAUCAUACAAAUUUGCAUCAAUUAGAAAAUGUCAAUUCAGAGGUAGAAUUGGGAAAUAUGCUAGUCUUUAUCCGACAUUUGGCUACCAAAAGUAUUGUUCAAGAAUUUUUAGCCACGAAAAAUUGGAUAGAAAUAAUGCUUAAUCUAGCUCAACUUCAUUCAGCUGCAGAGAAUAAUGAAUCAUUAAGAUCAAUUAGUUUAAGAGUUCGAUUAAUGGCACUUAAACUCUUAAGAAUUAUACUAGGAGCUGCAUCUGCCGAUAUUGUUAAAUCAAAUAUAGUGGAAAGACUUUUGAGUUUAAUGUACGAAUGCUUCUGGUUAGAAACUCAGCCAGUUAGAUGUUCCGAGGGAUCGUUAGAUGGUAUAACCGAAAUUGAUGUCAAAUGGGACAUGGAAAAAAGUCAGUGUUGUUCUAUUAGCGAUAAAGGAAAGGUACUAGCUCACGGAUCUGCUGGGAGAGGUUUUGGCAUUUGUAAUAUUGGGAUGGGUAAGAAUAGCAAUAUUUACGAAUGGACUCUUGAAGUUGAAAGUGAGCAACAGGGAAAUGAAGGAACAUGUGUAGGGGUGUCGAAAUUCCCUGUAAAAGAUUUAUCACAUAGAACUAGUUCUGAUAUGUGGCUCUAUCGGGCGUAUUCCGGUAAUGUCUAUCAUAAUGGAGAAAUAACUGGGGUUAAGCUACCAACUUUUACUCAUGGAGAUCGUAUAACAUGCAUUCUUGAUACCAUGACAAAAACUCUUGCAUUUUCCAAGAAUGGCUCAGAAGCUCAAGUUGCUUUUGAAAAUAUAGGCGAACAACCUCUCUAUCCGUGCGUUCUCUUUUAUUCAAUGAAUGCAUCAGAGGUAAUCAGAAUCAGUUCGAUAGUUGUAAGGAAAAAUCCAACUACAUUACACGAUGGCAGCCCUUCUUGCGCGCCAAUUCAUGCUUUGAUUUCCGAACAUUCUAUCGAUGUUCUCAGAUAUUUGCAUAGGAGUCAUCCUGAAUGGGAAAAAGUGAUAAAUUCAAUUAUCAUUGAAAGACUCAACCAGCUUGAAGAUGUAAAAGAUAUAGAUCAAAAAGAUCAAACAAUUGAAGAGAGUGAUGUUAUGUCUAUAGACGAACAACUAGAGAAAGAAGAUGAACUCGAAAAGCAGAGAUCCAAGACGUCAGAACUUAGAGAGAGUAAAGAUUCCAUUCUAGGCAAAAUAUGGAGCAUAUUAUCCCUACUAUCCGGGGUGGAUAAUGGACUACGAAUGGGCGGAGAAUGCAUUCACAAACCUUCUGGUCGGCGCGCAAUUCUACUUGGUGUAGCAGCACCAAAGUCAACCAGUGUAAAAGUCGAAUGGUUAGAUUCCCGAGCUGAAUCUCCGGCAGAUGUUCUACUAUUUCACUUAGCCCCUUGCGAACCACUAAAUUUUGACUUUUCGAAAUUGGAACUCGGAGAACACGUGAUAAAAAGCUUAAAUGAUUUGGCUUGCGAAGAUAUUGAGGGAUUCUCCGAUCCUUUUAGAGAUGCCUUGAAUUGUAGCAUUCAUUCAGGAGCUUGUAGAACAUUAGCAGCUAUUUUGCAACAGGAUUCAGUACUAGAUCUGAUGCUUGAUAAAUGUGAAGUACUUCGCGAAGUGAUGAAAAACUUUGCUGCAAACUUUUCUUCAAGAAUUCUUCCAGUUCGAAGAGUAUCAUCAAUCGAACAGUUAGAGAGGGCUCAAGUUUUAUUAAUUGAAAAGAUGGUCAAAAGUGAUAAGCCAAGUGUGGCAGUCGAAAAAACGCUAGAAACAGAGAUAACUUCUACUGGAAGUACUUUAACAGAAGACACUGCCAUCUCUAGUGUGUCAUAUAAUCCUAUAGAUCGACUCAACCCUGCUUUAAAUCAGCUAACAGAUAUGGGAUUUACAUCAGAGCACAUAGAAAGAGCUAUCAGCGCCAACGCUCUUGUUGAAUAUAAUCCACGAACAAUACAUGUACUUGUGACCUGGAUGCUGGAACAUCCUAUAGACUCCCAACAAGGAACUUCUAGUUCAAGAGCUCCAGCUGAACCUAGGCAAUAUUCUCGCCUUCUUCCCAUUCAAAGAGUGCGUAAUUUGCAAUCAGGACUCUUUGCACCUUUUUACGAUGCAUCCGAAGAGUUUGGUGAAGAUGAUGAGGAUUUAAAUCCUAUACAAAAUGAUACAUCAGCCGAUACUACAUGUGAACUCUGUCAAAUGAAUUUUAUGAAUGUAUUCAAGCAUAUUGAAAUGAAUCAUGGAGGUUGUGGAAAGUUGCAUGUUCAUACGGGAUAUUCCUUAGAUACAGAAAGAACGAUGACAUAUGGUGAAGUUUCCGUCACGGAUAAACCUUGUGGAACGCUAGCCAUGAACAGUAUUUAUAUUUUAUGCGAAGAAUGCAAGAAAAGAUACUCAGAUCGUCGAGAUGUGUGUGACCUCCUUCAUCCUUCUACGCAAGAAUACAUUCGGGUUAAUUUACUGCCAAGUCCGACCUUGGAUAUUGACAUUCCAAUAAAUAUUGCUCCAGUAGAUUCAAUGAUAAGGGAUACUCUGGGAGAGAAUGAUUUGUGUCGAAAACAUGUUGAGGAAAAGAAAGAUGAUCAUAACAAAUGGAAAAAAUCCCUUGCUUAUCAAGCUAUAUCUAUUGUAGAUGCAGAAGAAAGAAGUCUAGCUCUUCAUAAUUUGGUUAAAGCUUUAAGAAUACAGUUAGCCAGGCGUGUAGUAUUAAGUGUAGUUACGAGUUUAGCGAAUGGUUCUUUAACCGGCAAUAGUGGAAGUGGAUGCGAAAAAGUAGCAGCUAACCUAAUGGCUCUUGGCCUGGAUGAUGUGGAACUACUUGUUAAGAUAAUGAUGCUAUCCGAUUCUGCAAUCGAAUAUUUAACUGUAGCUAUUGGGGCAGUGAUGAAGAACUCGCCUAAUGCAAUUUUAAUUUUAACCAAAUUUUGCGUCAAUCAAUUACUAACAAUGGCAUCGACACCCAAUUGGUCUCCAGCUAACUUUACAGUAUUAAAAAGUGUCGUUCAAUUACUUGUUGAUCAAAACUGCACUGAAAUGGCUAAUGUCUUGGCAAUUUGUGUUUUAUCUGAUAAAUUGAGUCCUUAUCAACGAGAAUGGGCAAUAGUACAACUAGCUCGUCUUAUAUUUUCGGACUGCAGCACGGACUCUUCAUCAGUUGCGGCAGAUAUUGCUGGUAUCCUACCUCAACCACAAAUACAAACUUUAGAUGCACAUCAAGCAAGGAUUUCAGGCAUACACUCUCACCCGCGAAAAUCUCAGCUAGCCUCCGCAGCUGCUGAUGGAACUGUGAGAAUUUGGACAGAUUAUAGCGAACAAGUUAUCCUCCAUCAUACAUGUGUAUCACCCUAUAAAAAUCUAAGACUGGUUUGUCAGAAUUCAAAUGGUAAACUUGUUGCGGCAGCGGAUGAAAAACACAUUCACAUAUGGUCAACGUCUGGUGGAAGAGGCCAAACCAUAUUGGGAGAAUCAAGUAUUACAUCCUUAACGUUUCCAAUCUCUAGGGGAUUUAUCGACGGUCAACUAGGCUUAGGUUCCUGCGAUUUCUUACUUGUCGGAUAUGACAAUGGUAAUGUUAUGCUUCAUAGGAUUUUGGACAUUACCUCAGAUACUCUCUGUACGAAACUUGAUAAAGUUUGUCGCAAAGAUCAACCAGUAACGGCUCUAGCUUGGUUUGAUGAAGAUAAGAAAUUUGCAGUCGGAUUUGCAGACGGUUGUAUAAUAUUAGCUUCCAGGAGUACUUAUGACGAAGCCUUGAUUCUGCACGAUAAAUGCAGUAAUAAUCCCGCAGAAAUAUUAUCUUGGAAUCCCACAGGAACUCACUUAGCUUCGACACAUUCUAAAGUCGUUCAUAUUUGGUCUUCAUCAGGCGACGAUUGGAGUGUUGUUGAACAAUUAGCUCAUCAUGAAAUAGUAACGUGUCUAAACUGGUUUCAAGCCGAAAAUGAACUUUUACUUGCUGUUGGAUGCUCGGACGGAUAUGUUCAUUUAUGGAGGUGUUCUAUCCCCCCGCCUGCCGCUAAAUCUGCUCCUAUUAUUGGUUCUAAUUUCGCAUCUAAUCGAUCUGAACUCAAAACUUCAUCUUCUUAUCUUUGUCGCUUGCAUGGACAUGUAACUUCCGUUACCAGCUUAGCCUUCAAUCCUGACGGAACUCUUCUAGCAACUGGGUGUUCAAAAGGAUGGACCAAUAUAUGGAGCGUGGAUGAAAGAGUGCCACUGUGUACUCGUCCAGGAAAUAGUUCAGUUUUAGGCGUUGAAUGGUUCAACACGUGCAAUUUGAUUAUAGCCCAUUCUCACGAUAAGCAUAUCGAAAUAGUGAAAUUAGACAAAUUAAAAGAAUUAAGAAUCCUUGCUUUGUCUAGAGUGUCUCUAAAAUCAAGUAAAAGAUUAAUGUUAUUACAACCAUAUGUUCGAAAGCUAAUUUACAAAUUACCAGAAAUGUUACUCUGUCAACAUCAGUAUGAAAAAAGUUCUGUUAUAAGUGGAUUGCAGCUACAAUAUUCCUUAUUUAUGCAUACUCUACUAGCUAUAGCUAUAAAUUUGAGGCUUGAUAAGCUAAAACCAAAAAUAGAGUUUCUGUCGUCUGUUGCUCUCACUGUUCGAAGUGCCAAAGCUUUGUCCGAAAGAAAAGAAUUGCCAAAGGAGUUAGGACUCGAGGAUUGUGAUAAUUUGGCUUGGAGUUUGAAACAAGAUGAAGAAGCUAUGGCUUGGCUAACCUCUCAACCUGCUGACUGGCAGGAGGGAGGAGCUUGUGAUGUUUUCGUAUGGGGAUCUGGACGACAUGGACAACUUGGUGAUGUUGGUCGAACAGCAACUAUGGAACCUGUAAAAGUGGAAUCUUUUGGCACUUGCCAAACUGUUGUUUGUGGUCAAAACUGUACGUUUGUUAUUGGACCGGGAGGGAAUACUGUUCUAGCUUGCGGUGAAGGAAGUUAUGGGCGACUAGGGCAAGGGAAUUCUGAUGAUCUUCAUUCUUUAACUGCUAUAUCUGCUCUACACGGAUUUGUGAUUGUUCAGAUUGCAACAUCUGUUGGAUCAGACGGACAUUCCCUGGCUUUAGCAGAAAGUGGUGAAGUUUUUAGUUGGGGAGAUGGCGAUUAUGGAAAAUUGGGUCAUGGUAAUAGUGAUCGUCAGAGACGUCCCCGGCAAAUUGAAGCUUUAAAUGGAGAAUUUAUCAUUCAAGUUGCUUGCGGGUUUAAACAUUCAGCUGUGGUUAGCUAUGAUGGAAAACUAUAUACUUUUGGAAACUCAGACUACGGAAGAUUAGGACACGGGCCUCCGACCACUAAUAAAAAAGUUCCAGAGAGAGUUUUAGCUUUACAGAAUGACAAAAUUGGUCAAGUCGCUUGCGGUCUAAAUCAUACAGUUUGUGUCAGUGAUGAUGGUGAUACUGUAUGGGUUUUUGGAGACGGUGAUUACGGGAAGCUGGGCUUAAAUGGCACUCUUGGCAAAACCACUCCUACGAAAUUAGAGGGAAUGACUAACAUUAAAAAGGUCGGAUGCGGAACUCAAUUUACUGUAUUCUUAACCAAAAAUGGUGAAGUUUUCACUUGUGGUCAUGAGCGCCUAGUUGGUCAUCCGGAAAUAAGAAAUAGAAGAAAUAUGACUCCACAAAAGAUAUCGGCCCUUGGGGAGUAUGUAAUCGAAGAUAUAGCAGUAGGAUCCGAACAUACCUUAGUAGUUACAAAAUGUGGAAAAGUGUUAAGCUGGGGUAGUAAUAAUGAAGGACAAUUAGGUUUUGGUCAUCAAAUUCCUGUAAGAGAACCAAAACUAGUCCCUAAUGUGUCUGGAAUUAAACAAGUCUCUGCUGGAAGAUCACAUAGCUGUGCCUGGACUGCUCCUCCAAUACCGACUCGGAGAAAUCCUAUUUCAUCUCCACUUAUGUUGGGGACACCAUUAUCCAUUCCGCCUCAAUAUACCAGCUUAACAGAUGUUCAAAUUGAUGCCAUACGAUCCCGUUUAAAGCUUUUACACCGUUUCUCAGACCUUGUUUACUCAAAUUGGAGAUUAAUCAGAUUAGUGCAAUCAUGUGAUGGAGCCAUGCCGAGUAUAUGGGGAGCAGCUACAGAACAUUUGCUAAAUGGAACACUAAGACCUCUUCUAGCUCCUCGUGUCUAUACUCUUCCGUUCGUUAGAGUUUUAGGAAGAACUAUGGUUCAGGGCAAAAAUUACGGACCACAGAUAACUGUCAAACGUAUUCAAUCUCCUCUACCAAUCUUCGUACAAGUAGCUCGACAAGUUUCUCAUUUGAAGGCGGCAGAUCUUCGCCUGCCAUCCCGAGCUUGGAAGGUAAAAUUGAUAGGAGAAGGAGCAGACGAUGCAGGAGGAGUUUUUGAUGAUACCAUAGCAGAUAUGUGUGACGAACUUCGUAAUGGUAUUUCUAUGGUACGAAAUCAACCCCUAUUAAUUCAAACACCAAAUGGUCGAAAUGAUUACGGCUACAACAGAGAUAGAUUUAUGUUUAAUCCCGCUGCAAUGACAGACGAUAGUGCCGUUUUAUGGAGAUUCUUUGGUACUCUGCUCUCAGUAGCAAUUCGAACGAAAAAACCACUAGAUCUAAGAUUAGCUCCAUGUGUUUGGAAAUUAUUAUCAGCACAACCGUUAACCCCAUAUGAUAUACAAGAAACAGAUUUAAUGUUCAUGCAAACUUUAAAAUCAAUUAAUGAAAUAGAAGAGAGUUCGACUGAAGAUUUUCAUGAUAUCAUACCUCUUGAGUUUUGGCAAACUUUCAGCAGCGAUGGUCGAUUAAUUCCAGUUGUGCCGGGAGGUUCAAGAUUAAAACUGACUUGGUCAGGAAGGAAAGAAUAUGUUGAGAAAGCUUUGGAAACAAGAUUACAUGAAAUGGAUAAAGCAGCUAAAUUAAUCAGAGAGGGAAUGGCAUCUAUAGUACCAGUUCCGCUACUGUCUCUUGUAACCCCUACCUACCUCGAACAAUUAGUAUGCGGUCAUUCUGAUAUAAAAAUUGAAGUGUUAAAGCACGUCGUCAGGUAUAGAGAGUUAGAUGAACAUUCUGAAGUUGUUAAAUGGUUUUGGCAUACUUUAGAAUCAUUUUCUAAUGAUGAAAAAGUAUUGUUUAUGCGUUUUGUUAGUGGUAGAAGUCGCUUACCAGCAAAUCCUGCUGAUAUAUCUCAAAGAUUUCAAUUGAUGAAAGUCGAUAGAUCCAUUGAUGGACUUCCUACAGCCCAAACAUGUUUUUUUCAGUUACGGCUGCCACCUUAUAGCAGUAGAGAAUCGCUUGCUAAUAAAUUACGUUACGCCAUUCAACAUUGCAGAUGUAUUGAUAUGGAUAACUAUAUGCUGGCCAGAAAUAACGAAGCCGAAACUACUCCAACCUUAUUACCGGGAAGUGUCAUAAUAGACUUUGAAGCUAUCGAUGAAGACGACUUGGUCGAUUGAAAAAUAAUUUUGAAAACUUGUUUGUUAAUGUAUUUUCCCCUUGACUCAAAAAAAACUAACUGGUGCCUCGAACAGACAAAUAAAAAAAAAAUAAGUAUAAUAGUUUUCAAAAACAAAAGCAGUAUCGAAAAAAUAAAUUUUGUCACCUAAUUCAUGAU
Dimorphilus gyrociliatus is the source of this 12006-nucleotide messenger RNA. Lineage: Eukaryota; Metazoa; Annelida; Polychaeta; Dinophilidae. The record is from the annotation of a GenBank genome assembly.